AUGGCAGCGGCAAGGAUAUGGAACGAUUAUUGGAAAGAGGACUUAAAUUUGAGACAAAAACUAAAAGAUUAUGUGACAGAAGGUCUUUGCCGCAAAGAGAUUUUAAAUUUCAUGCUAGGGGAUUACGAUUGCCAUAGUUGGAGCAUAAGAACUUUAGAUAGGCGUGUUCAAUACUUCAAUAUGAGAUACAUGGACGCUGAUGUCGCAGUGGAUGAGGUCGAGGAAGCAAUAACGCAAGAAAUAGAAGGUCCAGGCAGACUACCUGGCUACAGGGCAAUGCGGGAAAAGCUAAGACAAGUUUAUAAUUUGAGAGUACCUCGCGAUUUAGUACAUGCUGUGAUGUACAACAUGAAUCCCAUCCUAAGAGACCUAGGGGCAGUCAGUUGGGUCGAGAGAAAAGGCGUGAUGAAAGUUUUCAAGUACUGGCGAAUGAGCCCCUGGGUACCGACUCUUACCGAACCAUUUCCAAAAAUUCAAAUGGAUGCGGGCUUCCGAUUGGGCACAAAAAACCUUUGUAUUAUUGUGCCCAAUCAGCGAACAGCAUCUCCCGAUUUCUUUUCAUGUGUUUGUACAGACGGCUAUUAUCUCGCCAUACUUGACUGGUUUGUUCACCAAGGUUGUGCAUGUAUAUUCGCAAGGGAAACUUUCACUUUCUGCUUCCCUAAACAGAAACGAAGGAACUAUCGAUGACUCGGAAAAACUUUUCGGAUGACUAUUUCCAUUUGCACUAAGAAAAUUCUGCUUCUGACGGAUCACAAGGUAUCGUAAAUGACGUAAAUAGAAGGCGUGAUCGAUAAAAGCUUGAAUUGAAUACGUCUUGAAAGCUCAAGCUUUAAAAUACCCUCACAUGCGUGUCCAUGUGUUAGUUUUCGGGAAGACAGUAUUUUCAAUGAACGGGGAUGUUCUGUAACUGAAAGUUUCCUGAUUGCGUGCAUUUCUUUGGUGAACGAGCCAGACAAGUAUGCACGCGCGCAUGCAUUCCCACAGGUAAAGUAAGAAGGCUUUCUAAAUUACCCAUGUUAGGUAGGUUACGCUACGCACGUGUGAUUUAUGGAGAAUCAUUGCUGCCUUUAUUCCAACAAGGAAAGAUAUUAGACAAGCUAUCUCUGAAGGUCUUAAGUCUUUUCCAGACGUCGAGGAACUGAAGCCUGAGCAGGUUUUAAACAUUUAGAGUGUUGUCCUUAAAAAGGAUGUGUUUGCAGCUUUGCCGACUGGAUUCGGUAAAAGCCUGACUUUUCAGAUCUUGCCUAGCGUUUGUAAAGCUUUAUUUUACCGGGGAUUUGACAUGCCUUCAUUGCCAGUGGUAAUUGUGGUUUCCCCUUAAAGCUCAAUCGUUAAAGACCAGGUUACAUACUUGAGGUCACACGGCUUUGAAGCUGCCUUCAUUGGAGAAAGUGCUAAACAAGAUAAUGAUAUUUUUGAGGGCAAGAUUAAAUGCCACUUUUUAUAUGGAAGUCCAGAGUCAUUUUUUGGGGACAUAAAGUUCCAGGAAAUGUUUCCACAGCAGCAUUACAGUCAGAAUGUUGUGGCCGUUGUCUGUGACGAAGUUCACACUGUUGUACACUGGUAAGAAACUUUAUGCUUUAUUUGUUUCCUUUUUAUUCUUGAAAUCUGCUUAAUGCAAUAAUAGUUAUUGCAUUAAAUUGAGUUAAAUAUUUUUUAGCUGUAAACUGAUGUCAAAAAUUUCUGUUAUUACUAACUCACUGUAAAGAGGAAACAUUCUCUCAUGAUUGACAUGACUGAUGUACAGUAUAGGUGUUAGUCUUCUCUAGCAGGAAAGGUACAGUUUCCUGUACUUGCAGAAAUUAAUUCCAUUGCAUGUGCUUAAUGUAAGCUCUCAGGUGGUCAAACUGUGACAGUGUAUACAAUACAUUCUAUACUGAAAGCAAGUAUCACAAAGCUUGCCACUAUGUUACCUCCAUUGUAAUAUUGUCUCUGUGAUGUUUUGCUACCCACUAGCUCAAAACCAUGGCCAGUUUCUUUUGAAUCAUGCUCCUUUAAUAUAUCCUUUCUGAAGAAAUAUGGACAGUCAUAGUUAAACCCCUAUGAGGAAUUGCUAAAUGCUAUGUUGCAUUUGUAUACUGUUUCUGCGCAUUUGUUACACAAAAUUAUGUACAUUCUCAUGUCUAAUAUUGUUCUUGGAAUUGUUCAAUAUCUUAUGAUUAUACAGUCAUUCUAAAAUAUUUAUACAGUAACAGGAGCAUUAUUAUAACUUUGCUGCUUGCAUAGUAGAUAAGUAAGAUAUAUUAUUUAUGUAGAACAUCGCUCUUUAGCUACAAAUCACUUGUCUGGUCUCUCUAGGGGUGAGAAAAAGGAUGGAAAGGAGCCAUUCAGAAAGUGGUGUGGUCUUGUUGGCCAGAUCAGGUCUUUUUUGCCAAAGCAAGUCCCACUUACAGCCACUGCUUCACCCUUGACCAGAGAUAAAAUCAUUAAAAGUUUGAGUUUAAAGAAAUGUCUGGAAAUAUCAGUUAGUCCAAACAGAGACAACAUCAAGCUGUUUGUUUUGAAGGUUACCAUUGAAAUUUCUGUAAACUUUACAUGGCUUGCCAGGGAGUUAAGCGAAAAGAACAUGGCAUGUCUGCGGACAUUAAUAUAUGUCCGAGGCUAUAAAACGUGGUGAGCUCUACCAAUUUUUCAUGAGCAGUUUGCUUGACAAGGCGUACUACCCAUAUGGUACUGAAAAGAAGUGUACAAACAAAAUGGUGGCAAUGUAUCACAGUAGCACUUCACCUUCCAUCCAGGAUCACGUAUUACAAUCACUCAAGGAUCCAAUUGGUAAGGUGCGAAUUGUGAUUGCAACAAAUGCCCUUGGAUUGGGGGUAGACGUAAAGGGUUUGCACCAUUUUAUAAACUAUGGUCCUCCCCCAGACCUAGGAUCAUAUGUUCAAGAAAUAGGAAGAGCUGGUAGAGAUGGUGCAUAUUCAGAGGCAGCAUUACUCUUUUAUGGAAGACAACUUCGCAAGCGUAAACCAGAGAUGCUGGAAUACACAAGGUCAAAGUCCCGCAGAAGAAAGCAAGUUCUUGAUUUUUUUAAGUUACAAAAAAAAAACGUCAAGGAAGAAGAUUAGAGAAGAAACAUUUAUGCUGUGAUGUCUGUGCUCAAGAUAGUGCUUGUGGACAAGACUGUCCACAAAAUGUGGGAACUAUAGCCUCCAAAAUGACUCUUCCAGCAGCUGAUGAUGUUCCAAGGGGCAGAAGUGUAAGUGAAAGUGAUAGAAGAGCCCUAAAGGGUCUAUUAGAGGAGUGUCAGGAAAGCAUGCGUCAGGCAGUGUUACAAUCAAGUCAGCAUUGUUUUUAUUCAAAUAUUGACCAAAUAACUGGCUUUGCUGACUGCAUAAUUGAAGAUACAACCUCAAAGUGUGAUUUUUUGUUUAAGUCCAUCAGCUGAGAGCCGAAAAUUUGGGUUUAUGGCUCACUCGAGGAGAACAGCCGAAACAUAUCACAUAUUAAUCUUUGACUAUUAAGCAUCACAAAAAUGCAUGAUAGCCAGGAUAAAAGGGUAGCUUUCACUUUGAAAAUCGAAAUUUAAAUUUGUCCCUCAUAAUCUCCUUUUGGCCGCCAUCUUGAAUUUCGGGGAAGGCUGAAAAGUUUCUUAUAUUCUUUUAACCUUAAACAAAUCUUGUUUUAGCGUAGAUUUAAAACAUAUUUGAACUAAAAACAUGACUUCCCUUUAUUCUAGUGCUUAAGUUAUAACUACCUGACGUGCUAUGCGAAUCAACAUCGCCCGUUAUUGGUCACUAAAUAAGACUGGCAGUUCGCAAUUUGUGUAAUAACUAGCAAAAAUGUAAGGUUUAGAAAAUUGUUUCAGAAAAGAGUAAGUAAAUAAAUCAUAUUGUUAUAUUGCAAGUGUAUUGAAUAGAGUCUCUUCUUGAGAACAAUUUCUUAGUGGAGAACCUUAUCCAGUCAGCUAGGCGUCCAUGACCGGAAUCAGUUUCCGAGGUUUCAGCUGAAUGUGAAUUCCCCGCACGUUUCAUCAAAAUUAAUGUAAUGGCCGAAGUAAGUUCACCAACGAGAGACUAUUUUGCAACUCGCUAAGUUUGUCUACACAGAAGUGAGAGACGACUGACUGCCCCCCACGGGCAAGAGAAAGCAGCCAGCGAAAGACCUUGUAAUGAGCCGUUGCUCAUCCAGUCCCAUGCUUUCUUUGAUCCACUGAAGAAAGCCAAAAUGAAGGCUGUGCAUAAGAUUCGCAACAAGGAUCUAGUCCAUCCUCUUGUGCUUGGAUGGCACUUCUGGGACAGUUCCAGCAAGCCGAGAACAUAA
Messenger RNA from Porites evermanni, 4263 nucleotides. Lineage: Eukaryota; Metazoa; Cnidaria; Anthozoa; Scleractinia; Poritidae. The record is from the annotation of a GenBank genome assembly.